GCGGGACCCUGAGCUCGCCAGUCUUAUGAGAGAUGCUGAGGACAUUACUGCUUCUUGCUCCUCUCUUGUUGGCCUGGUCCUGCCAGGCCGCUACGGCGCCAUCAUACACAACCAGAUGGGACACAAUCGACAUCGAUCAGAUCCUGAAGAACGACAGGAUUCUCAAGAAGUAUAUCGAUUGUCUCAUGGACAGAGGAAAAUGUUCUCCUGAUGCGCAAGAACUUAAGAAAGUUCUUCCAGAAGCUAUGCAGACUGAAUGUGCGAAAUGUACUGAUGCCCAGAAACGAUUGGCUGGAAAGAAUUAUUAGGAAAAUAUGACCCCAAAGGAGAAUUCAGGAAGAAAUAUGAAUAUGAAGAUAAAUAGUUUAAAGCGGCCAAUAUAUUUUUUUUAUUUUGUGUGUUUUUGAAAAAAGUGUAGAUUGUGAACUUUUAUAUUAGUCUUAAGAUAUAAAUAAUUAUUAUUACUGGUGAAUAACUAUGGUAUUUGGAUGAAACAUUUAUCAGAAAUUCUCCUUAUUACUUUUUAUGCUGUCAGAUGUUGCAAAGAGCCACAAGGCUGGAACAAGCAGAGGAAGGGAGAAAAUGGCAAAAUUUGGAGUUGAGGGAAAUUUUAUUUUACGGAAAAAAAAAAUAGAAUGCAGUAAUUCUGUUUUUUUUUAAAUCUUAAUUAAGUUACAUAAUAAAGAUUAAAUGUAAUGAGAUUAUGAUAAUUAUUCGAAUUAUGUUACCUAAAUUACUGUUGGAUUGUCCUCUCUGACCAAACUCCUAAUUCUAUUUCAGAUCAACUAUACGCAUACAGCUAUGUGUUAUUUAAUAUAACUAUAAUAAUAUAUAAUAUGAUGAAUAACUAUAUUAAAACAUGGUAAAAUACAUUAAAUUACAAAGUAAAGAAAAUUUAAACAUU
This is a messenger RNA of Nezara viridula (southern green stink bug), 904 nucleotides long. NCBI's taxonomy places the organism in Eukaryota, Metazoa, Arthropoda, Insecta, Hemiptera, Pentatomidae. The record is from the annotation of a GenBank genome assembly.